AUGGCCUCCGCCUGCGUCAAUGUUGUCGGAAUGGCGCCGGAGAACUUCCUCGAGUACAUGCCUUUGUUUCCUUCUUGCAACUGGUUCGGUGCAAAAAUAUCUUCCAGCUGCGAAAUCUCCGACAAUGGCGCAUCAAAGAAUGGCGUUGUUGAGAAGAUCAUGGAGCCCGGUUUCUUCGAGGUGGACGUGUCUGGGAAAUUGGAGACGGAGAGAACGGGGAGCGAUUCGGUUGAUUUUGAGUUCCGGCUUGGCAAUACCGUGUCGAAGAUGCUCCCAGCUGACGAGCUCUUCUCGGACGGAAAGUUAGUCCCGCUCCAGAUUGCAUUGGCGAAGGCGGAUGAGGAGUGUCCGCCGAAGGCUCCGGCACACUCGCCGGAACCAAUGAAAGCGCAACUCGGCGUCGAAAUCGCGGGAUCUGAUGAUCCGCAUGAGUUUUCUCCCAAAGCGCCGAAGUGUUCUAGUCGGUGGAAGGAACUACUCGGUCUGAAGAAGGCGCAUAACCCUAAGCCAAUGCACCAAAAAUCCACGCUUGCUGCUUCCAUGGCCGAGAAUGCCAAAUCUUUGAAGCAUUUCCUUUACAGAAACUCCAAAUCUUCUUCGUCCUCUGACUCCUCCUUGAGUCUUCCACUCUUAAGGGACUCCGAUACCGAAUCGAUUUCCAUUUCAUCCCGCCUCUCACUCUCCUCAUCCUCCUCUGGUGCAGAUCACGAAGACUUCCCUCGUCUCUCCUUCGAUUUUGACAAGCCGAACCCUAUCCAAAUCUCGGCGACGCCCUUGCUCCGGAAUCAUCCCCGGGUGAGAUUCACGGGAGUCAAAUCUUCCGCCUUGGACGGUAAUGUUGCAUUGCGAGUCGCCCGCAGUCGGACUCGUCGAAUCCCGGAGUACGGUGAGAUGCCACCGCCUCGUGGGGGGUCUGUGGACAGCCCCAGGCUCAACGCAUCCGGGAAGGUAAUCUUCCAAGGGCUUGAGAGGAGCUCGAGCAGUCCGAGCACUUUCAAUGGCGGGCCGAGGCAUCGACCACGCGGAAUGGAACGCAGCUACUCAGGCAACGUCCGGGUAACGCCGGUCCUCAACGUUCCUGUAUGCACCCUUCGGGGUUCAGCCAUGUCUGUCUCAGUAUUUGGCUUAGGGCAGCUAUUCUCGCCGCAGAAGAAGGAGAAGAAGCACUUUAACAGCAGCAGCAAUGGCGUCAGCAGCAGAACCAAAGCAAAGAACGCCAAAUCUGAUUUUUGA
Dendrobium catenatum is the source of this 1233-nucleotide messenger RNA. RefSeq lists its product as uncharacterized. The coding region runs from base 1 to 1233 and encodes 410 amino acids. The record is from RefSeq and is a predicted model, not a curated record. The transcript has a single exon. Lineage: Eukaryota; Viridiplantae; Streptophyta; Magnoliopsida; Asparagales; Orchidaceae.